This is a messenger RNA of Heterocephalus glaber (naked mole-rat), 2543 nucleotides long. It is a transcript of the gene Tsen54, whose product is annotated as tRNA splicing endonuclease subunit 54. Lineage: Eukaryota; Metazoa; Chordata; Mammalia; Rodentia; Bathyergidae. The record is from RefSeq and is a predicted model, not a curated record. Gene Ontology annotation, biological process: tRNA-type intron splice site recognition and cleavage. Gene Ontology annotation, cellular component: tRNA-intron endonuclease complex.
AGCGGGGUGCGCGGUGGGUGGAGUUGGCGCUGCUGCGUCCCGAUGGUCGGUCCUGGGCGAACUGGGCUCUAGGGUCUAGAUCGAAGGAUGAAAGAGAAGACGUGAUGUGAAAGGGUUUGGCAACAGAAUCCCGGGGACCCUUCUUGGGAAAUCCCCUUUCCUCUUUGACCCCGCCCCUGCCAGGACUCACCCAGCGACCUUUGCCUACGGCCGGAGUGGCCGACCCACCACCACUGGCCGGACCAAUGGUGCCACCUAGCGGACAGUGUCGGGCGGCCCACGGUGAAGGCGGCGGGGACCCCAGCCUCGAGGAGGUGCUAUUGGACUGGGGUGGUGCUUCAGCACCAGCGUGGGCCGGACAGCGCCUCCCACCCUCGAAACCCGGCUUCGGAACCCCUGGGAUGGGACCCAAGGGCGGGCCCGGAAGGAGCUCCGAACCUCUCGGGACCGCUGUAGUUUACAAAGCUAGAAUUCGUUCCCGGUAUCGAGGCACAAGUGUGAAGGCAGGCGCUAGGACCCGAGAGAACCAGGAAGGCGGAAAGCCAGUGGAGGAGAGCCGACGUCAUCUGCCGGCGCUAGGGCCUCUCGGAGUUCCGGUGGGCGGAGCACACGAGGAGGGCGCAGGCGCAGACUGCGGCCAGAUGGAGCCUGAGCCGGAGCCUGCGGCAGUGGAGGUUCCCCCGGGGCGCGUUCUCAGCGCCCCGGAGCUCUUCGCCGCCCGCUCACGGUCCCAGAAGCUGCCCCAGCGGUCGCACGGCCCCAAGGACUUCCUCCCCGACGGCUCGGAGGCCCAGGCCCUGCGGCUGCGCCAGUGUCGCGAAGAGCUCUGGCAGCUGCUGGCGGAAGAGCGCGUGGAGCGCCUGGGCAGCUUGGUGGCUGCAGAGUGGAGGCCAGAAGAGGACUUCGUGGAGUUGAAGUCUCCUGCGGGUAAGUUCUGGCAGACCAUGGGCUUCUCAGAGCAGGGCCAUCAGCGCCUUCACCCAGAAGAGGCCUUGUAUCUGCUGGAGUGUGGCUCUAUUCAGCUUUUUCACCAAGACCUGCCGCUGUCUAUCCAGGAGGCCUACCAGCUGCUGCUCACCGGGGACACUGUGACUUUCCUACAAUACCAGGUCUUCAGCCACCUGAAGAGGCUGGGCUAUGUGGUUCGACGAUUUCAACCAAGCUCUGUCCUAUCCCCUUACGAGAGACAGCUUAACUUGGAUGGCUACGCUCAGCACCUAGAGGAUGGGACUGGCAAGAGGAAGAGGAGUGCCAGCUCUCAGUCUGUUAAUAAGAAGGCCAAGGCCCUGGAGGAUUCCCUGCUACCCAUAAGCCUGGCCGCCUCCAGCCCACCUGCCAGCGUCCAGAACAGCCAGUGCUCCAUGGAGAAAGCUCAGGAGUCAAAGCCCAUGAAGGGUCCAGGUGUCCCAUUUCAGCUUCUGGGAUCCCUGGAGCCCUGCCCUGGUCUGGCCAGGGAGGGACAGGGAUGUGGCGAGGAGAGUGGCAAAGCAGAGAAUGGAGUCAAGGGGGCUCGUAAGCCUCGGUGGAACUUUGAACAGAUCUCCUUCCCCAACAUGGCUUCAGAUAGCCCCCGCAUCCUCCUGCCUGCGCCAGCCCCAGAGCUGCUCCCGGCCAAUGUUGCUGGGCGGGAGACAGACGCUGAGUCCUGGUGCCAGAAGCUGAACCAGCGAAAGGAGAAGCUUUCCCAACGGGAGCGAGAACAACAAGCAGUGGCCCAGCAAUUCCGGGAGGAUGUAAACGCAGAUCCUGAGGUGCAGCGCUGCUCCGGCUGGCGGGAAUACAAGGAACUGCUGCAGAGGCGACACCUGCAGAAGAGCCAGAGCUGCCCCUCACACUUGUGGGGUCAGCCCGUCACUCCCUUGCUGAGCCCUGGCCAGGCUGACUCCCCAGCCACAGUCCUUCAGCAUAUCUCUGUGCUGCAGACAACACACCUUGCUGAUGGAGGUGCCCGGCUGCUGGAGAAGCCCGGAGGCUUGGACAUCAGCUUUGAUGUUUACCAGGCUGAUGCUGUGGCCACAUUCCGAAAGAAUAGCCCUGGCAAACCCUAUGCCCGGAUGUGCAUCAGUGGAUUUGAUGAGCCUGUCCCAGACCUCUGCAGCCUCAAGCGGUUGACCUUUCAGAGUGGGGAUGUCCCUUUGAUCUUUGCCCUGGUGGAUCACGGGGACAUCUCCUUCUACAGUUUCAGGGACUUCACACUGCCCAAGGAUCUGGAGCACUGACAGUGGUGGUGGGGGGCCGGGCUGGAGCCUUCUGUGGGGAACCUGGGCUGUCUGUUCUCAGGGACCAUCCCAGUUUGGGCCUCGGCCCUAGGUGUCUGAGGAAGUGUGACACCUUGCCCCGUGCCCCGCCCCCUUGCCUCGCCCGCAGGGCUACCUAGCCCCAAGCGAGAGAGUGCUGCCUUGCAGUGACUCCCUUGGAACUCAGGACUGGUUUUCAGAGGCCCAGGAGGUGGGGCGGAAGAGGACUCUGUGCCUCUAAUGAGAGGGUGCCUGCUUCAUGCCAUAAAGCCAAAGCCAUUAAAAAUCGAUUUCUUUUCUACCGUG